AUGAAGACAACGUCCAACACGUACAAUUUGGAGGACUCGGAGAGGCUCAUCGGGCUGUGGAUGGAGGCGCGCGGCUACCGCCACCAGAUAGUCAUCGUGACAAAGUCCACGGCCGGCUACCACGCCCACGACCGUGAGGGGACGCCGAUGCCGAGCAAUUUCACGGGCAAUUCGUUCAAGAGCAUGCGCAUCUCCGUGAGGAAUAUCCUUGGGAAGCUGUGGACGGAAUAUAUUGACGUCCUGUAUGUGCCGUGUGACUGGACGACGUCCGUCGAGGAGGUCAUGAGCCAGACCAUGCUGCCCAUCGCACACGACAUAGAUGGUGAGACUCCGUCUUCAAGCGCGCCUCGGGCCUCGAUCCCCCGGCAGAAUAGCGUCGCCUCUGCUCUAUGGAGCCCCAUCUCGCGAGUAAGGCCCUUUGACGGCUCCCUCGCGUGGCUCGUCACAAAGCACAAAGACGUCUUCGCAGUCGCCACGGACACCCGUCUCUCAAAGUUCCGUCUUCUCGCCCCAUUUUGCAUGCCUUCCUUCCCACCGUCAGCAAUGCGGCAAGGUCGAACCGCUCUUUUUCAGGACCACGUCUACUCCGUAAGGCCGUACAUUCAAAAGACGAUUAAGGGCCUGCCGGACCUUGUGAUCGACCAGGGGUGCCGGGAGCCAGUUAACUUGAUCGAAAAGCUUGCCUUGCCUAUUCCGUCAUAUGUCAUCUACAUCAUUCAGGGCGUCCCGUUCGAGUACCUAGAGUAUCUUAACCAGCAAAACGCGGUCCGGACGAAUGGUAGCGGCACCGCUGUGCAGGUCCAAUCCGCGAACCAGUCCCGCCACAUUGAGAGAUCGGACGCCGUGGAGAUUGCCUUUCUCCUGCUCGUCGCCGGCAACGCGACGACGGUGAACAUGAAUGCGCUGAUGAGCCCCAUUAACCCUUUGGGUCUUGAUUUUGUUUUCGCGGGAGUACGGGGCCGAUCCGGCAACAGGGACAAGGACGUUUUCCCACACCCGGACGUCUUCAACGUGCACCGGACCCCGGACCCGAACCACGCUCUGGGCUUCGGCUUUGUACCUCACAGGUGCAUCACUGAACAGCUCUCGCGCGCCGAGCUCGAGAUCGUUUUGAAUAAAGUUCGCUACCCCGUCUGGCUCCAUCAGCUGCCCGGCCUCGAAAUCGCCGUGCUGAUGACUGACAUUGAGUAA
This is a messenger RNA of Colletotrichum orchidophilum, 1191 nucleotides long. RefSeq names its product cytochrome P450 55A1. The transcript is spliced from 8 exons. The record is from RefSeq and is a predicted model, not a curated record. The coding region runs from base 1 to 1191 and encodes 396 amino acids. Gene Ontology annotation, molecular function: heme binding; iron ion binding; oxidoreductase activity, acting on paired donors, with incorporation or reduction of molecular oxygen. Lineage: Eukaryota; Fungi; Ascomycota; Sordariomycetes; Glomerellales; Glomerellaceae.